AUGACUGGGUGUACAGGCACAGGAAGUGAAUGUUUUUGGUUGCCCUCUGCUGCAGCUGUAAUUGUCCUCUCUGUUAAGGUCUUUACCCAGAUCAUCCUCAGCCUCCUGUUUCCUAUUUCCACAGGUCACCUUUUUGUAAGAAGGUGGAUUACCACAGGUGAUGGUGUUUCUGGAGUUUUGCUCGUCCUAACCAAGGAUAAGAAGUACAGUUUUAAUGCCAUAACGGCCAAAGAUGCAUGCGAUGCUAUUAAAAUGAGAAUCGCUACAAAGGCUGAAGUGGAGACAGCAAACCAACAUGGCUUACAGACAUGCAGGUUUGGCUGGGUUGAAGAGCAAAUUGCAGUUAUUCCUCGAACAGAGAGACACCAAAGCUGUGGUAGUAACAAUCUGGGCGUUACUGUAUGGAGAGCUGACAUCAGCAAAUUGUUUGAUGUUUAUUGUUUUAAGCCAUCAGGUCCUGAAACAACAACAUCAAGAAUGCUUGAACCUACAACAGAAGGGGGCAGAACCUCACCAACCCACCAUUCUUCUACCACAUCAGUUGAUCCGUUAACCAUUCAUACUAGCUCUUCUCCUGUCACAUCUCUUCCUCCCUACUCAUCCCCAUCAUCCUUUUCCUCUCCAUUCAACACUUCCUCAAAAACAUUUAUCACAGUUAGUCUUUCCAGCAUUAAUGAAACUUCCCAGGCAGCAACAAGCACCCAGGUUCACUUGACUCCCAGAACCUUGACCAAAUUCUCGACCUCACACCCCUCAUCUUCCUUUCAUUCAUCUACUAAUACUGUUUAUCAGCAUACUUCAACUCCAACAGGCCGCCAUGAUCUGUCUCAGACUGGUAGACCUAACAUAACUUCCAGUAGAGCAGUUCCCAAAACAGUUGCAAUCAUUUCUGUUGUGCUACUACUGUUAUUAGCAGCUUCGGGUGCAGCUUGGUAUCUCAAAAUUAAAAGAGGACAACAAUUUCCAUCCUGGACCAGAAUGGGGCCAAAACACAUUACUGAAACUGAAAUGUGGAGACACAUUAGGAACAGACAUUGCACGCAAGAACAGACGAGGAAAGACAACAACAACAGGAACUGUGACAACAUUAUCCUUCAGAUGGAAGAAGAUCCAGACUUAGACGAUUCACCAUAACCCUUACAAAAAUUAACUAUGGUUUUACUACAGUUAAAACAAAAAAACAUUGUAACUGUAGUAAAACCAUGGUAACUACAAAAUAACCAUGGUUUUGACAACCAUGGUUCUUAAAAACCAUAGUUUAACUAUGGUUAGUGUAGUAAAACCAUGUUUUUGCUUAUAAUACACCAAAUGGUUACUACACUUUUACCACAAUAAAACCAUGGUUAUUUUUUUAAGAACUGUGAGGGAGCUGUACAUGAGUUAUAUAUGGUUUAUUUUGUUAUUUUGCUAUUCAUUUAAUUUGGUUUAAAAUAACCUUUUUAAACUACAAAAUUGUGUAAAUACUCAUUGUCUUGUCCAUCUUUCAU
This is a messenger RNA of Misgurnus anguillicaudatus (oriental weatherfish), 1487 nucleotides long. NCBI's taxonomy places the organism in Eukaryota, Metazoa, Chordata, Actinopteri, Cypriniformes, Cobitidae. The record is from RefSeq and is a predicted model, not a curated record.